UUUGUUUGUUCCGCACACGGCAGCAGCAGACUCACACACACCCACUUUUUUCCCAGACACUUGCAACCAUAUACACAAACCAUCGGGCGAGGUGUCCAGAGCUGCAACCACCCGGUCCAACAUGGCCAAGUCGAGUGAUCUGAAGAUCUUCCUGGAGUCUUCUCUGAACGAGAUCUUUAAAGCCACAGUGAGCGACAUCCUGGACUCAGUGGACCGGACCCUGUCCGAGUACCAGGGCACAAUACGGAGGAUCGAGUCCGAAAAUGAGGGCCUGAAACGGCUGCUGUUUGCACAGAAGAGCACCGAGUCUGCUGCAAGGGAUGUUCAUGAACAAGACGCCACUGAAAAGUUUUCGACAUCAGAAUGGAACAAUCAUGCUAUCAACUCCACCCAGAGCACGUUCAAGGUGUCUAUAUGCAGCAGUGACAAGAAGAGCACCAGGAGGAAGCAGAAAGACAAGAUGAGGGAGAGCACGUCUUCUUCCCCCUUUUUACUGCAGACUGAUCGUAUGGUAGAAAGCCCCUGUGUGAACGCAGCAGAGGCAGGCAUGUCCACCCAGAACUUGAUAUCUGUAAAAACAGAGCCUUGCCUGGAUGAAAACGGUGCUAUUGACCUCUCCCAGCCUCCCUCGCUUCUCAAUCUGACUAUGAGGCCGAUAAAAAACGAGAGCACAGAGGUCAGUUUUGACAGUCAUGAUGCGUAUGCGCCGCUGCCGCCAUCUACAGGCCUGGAACAGGACUCCAGAGGCAGCGACAGUGAAGUUAAAGUCACCAUUGUUUCAGACACUUACAUGCAGGAUGGACAGUUCAUUAAGACGGAGGAGGAGGAGGAGCAGAACGGGGUGUUGGAUUAUAGUGACAAUGACUGUUUCUCCAAGCAAGAGUUGAAGCAUGUGUUGAGGUUUUACCCUGAAUCAGGAAUAGAUCCUGAUGCAGAGAGCAGACAGGAUGUGGAGCCAGGGGUGGUGGCGCACGAGGAAAAUGCUGCUGUUCCCGCAGAUGAGUAUUUGGAGAUCCGUGACAAUUUUUUGCGCUGUCCCUCUUGUCCCAAAACGUUUAGUAGAGCAGCCUCGCUCAACAUCCACAUCAAGACACACAGUGCUGAGAAGGCCCACAGCUGCAGCUACUGUGGCAAGCGCUUCGGCCGGGCGGAUCUUCUCAAAUCGCACAAGCGCACCCACACAGGAGAAAGACCCUAUAGCUGCAACAUCUGCAGUAAAACGUACGCCCAUCCCAGUCAGCUUAGGAUACACAAACGUGUCCACACUGGGGAGAAGCCUUAUUCCUGCUCACACUGUGGGAAGUGCUUCAACGAGCACAACCAGCUCAAAGUCCACUUGCGGACACACACUGGGGAGAGGCCUUACAGCUGCCAGGAGUGUGGCAAAACGUUCAGCAACGCGGGCAACCUGCGUAUACACGAGAGGAUCCACACCGGUGAGAAGCCAUACUGCUGCGCUCAGUGCGGGAAAAGGUUCAAUGGCUUGGGCGACCUCAAGACACACUACAGGAUUCACACUGGAGAGCGGCCCUACAGCUGCGAGCUGUGCAAGAAGACCUUCAGCCAGGCGGGCCACCUCACCAUACACAUGCGGAUGCACACGGGAGAAAGACCAUACAGCUGCAACGAGUGCGGCAAGAAGUUCACGGUGGCCAGCAGCCUCAAGCUGCACCAGAGGACUCACACAGGCGAGAAGGAGUACAGCUGCUCGUACUGCAGCAAGAGCUUCAGCAGGUCGGGCCACCUGAAGAGACACGAGCUGGUCCACACCAAAGAGAAGGUCUUCCUCUGCAGCCAGUGUGGGAAGACCUACACCGACCAGUCCUCGCUUAAGAAGCACCUGAAGAUGCACGCAGCCAAGGAGCAGAAGGCUCAAAGCGACGGGGGCACCAGCGAGGCUGAAACAAACCGACCCUCAGCCUCAGAGACACUUUCAGACACUGAUAGAAAUUAGAACCAAAUUUUUAAAAAAUGAGUAUAUUGGCUGUACAUCAAGCUCAUGUUAUAGCUAUUAUAGAAACUCAUCUCACAGCCUACAUCAACAGGGUAUUACAAACUGUUGUGCAGUAUUUUUGUGUCUAAUAUGUGUCCAAACUCUUCAAACUGUUGCUCAAAUUGGACUUCCUGAAUCAUCUUUCAUCGUCUCUCCAGUACCUUAAACAACAUCCACCCACCUGUGCUGUUUUAGUGCAGCGUUGUUUUCAGUCCACUAAGGUUGUGUGCUGUGGUUGAAAAGCUCCAGAAAAAGCUAGCAAGUGGAGCUUUAGUUAAAGAAAUACUUCAACCCCCAAAUGACCAUUUGUAUGUUUUUCUCCCAUGUCGCAAGUGAAUGAAGAAUUCAAAAAUUGAGAAAAUUCUAGUUUUGGUCUAGUUUUGCUGUUUAAUAACAGCAAAACUAGACCAAAACAUCCAUGACAAACUCUCACACACCUCAUGCCGUAUAAUUCAAGUCCCAUUUAUCCAGUCGUUUGCUCAGUACCUCCCAAACAGACAGCCCUUUCCAACAGGGAACUGAACAGAAAGUGCAUCUUACUGAUGCUCUCUUCAAUGCCAGACCCCAUUGACAAAAACAGUAAUUUUACCUCACUGAAUACCAGGUCUUCUGGUCCUCCACUGCCUCGAUCAGAUAGUUUGUUCCUGUAAUUGUGUGACUUUGGUGAAUCCAAACUAACCUGUAAAAACACCAAAGUCACACAGUAACACAAACAAACUAACUGAGCGAUGCAGUGGUAGACCAGCAGCUCCUGCAUUCAGCGAGGUAAAAUUACUGUUUUUGUCAAUGGAGUCUGGCAUUGGAAGGAGCUUCAAUUAAGUUUCACUUUCCGCACAGUUCCCCGCUGGAAAUGGUGCACUGUUUGCGAACUACUGAGCAAAAGACUGGAUAAAUGAGGCUGGGAUUAUACUGCACGAGUUGUAUGGGUUUGUAAAUGCAUGUUUUGAUACAGUUUUGCUGUUGUUAAAUUGUUAGAUUCAUCAGGAUAUUUUUCCGUCACCACGGUGGCAUGUGAGAAAAUUCACCAUAACAUGGGGUGAGUAAUUGAUAUACAAAUGCUCAUUUAAGAAGUGAAGUAUUGAUUGUUUUUGUCUAACUGCUGUUCCUGAGGUCAAGGAUGAGCUCUCAUGCUCCAAACUGUAUGUGAUGUUUGUGGUACAGUGCAAUACACUGUUGUCUAAUCUUUGCUGUGAUAUAGGUCCAAAUAUUUAGCAGUUCCUUACAAUUAAUGACUUUUAUUUUCAUUGAUUCUUGUAGUCGUCUCAACAUGGUGUAAAGAGACAGAAAACGGGACCCUAAAAGAACAGAUGUUCUUUUAAACAUGCUGUUUGUUACCAAAAUGUUGGUAGUGUGUUUUUAAAAUGCUUUAAAGUAAAAGAAAUACUGAAUGCAGUGUCUGUCGGAGUGACAGGAGGUGCUAGUGGUUUCUACCACCCUGCUGAAGCAAGUCACUGAAUCCCUGGUCCAGGUUUCUGUCUUGCAGCUGGUCCUGACCUUUGACCUCCCUGUGGAGAAAAUAAGUUUCCCCCACAGGGGUCAGUAAACUAUAACAAUAUAAUUGUUUUAGACUGAAGAUGCUUCUUGCACAUGUAUUCACUUUGUAGUAGCCCGAGGGUUAGAAAUGUGUGCUGCAACAGUGACUUAAGGUGAAGAUCAUUAAUAUAUUGCUGUAUAUAGCUUUAACUCUACAGUCAGCAGUCUGAUCCAUCGAACUGACACGAAUGUAUUUGUGUAAUAACGUUACUGCAGAUAUUCAGUACUGAUCGACCUGCUUUUAAUAGUAAAUUAAUAAUUGUUUUGUAAGCCAUGCUGAUUUCAAAGAAUGUCGAGCUUUUAGAGGAUGUGUUUUAGGUUCCUCACUGUGCUGCCAGGAAACACGUCUGAAACUGACACACAGGGGUGAGACGUCAUGUUUAUGAUGAUAGGGCUACCGUUUGUUGUGGCAACUGGUUGAUAUACCUGCACAGCAAUGUAUAUUAAACUGAGUGUUUGCUACUAGGAGUUUAAUGUGACUUACUUUUGUGUGAUUUGUGUCUAAAUUAAAGAGAAACAUUAA
Epinephelus fuscoguttatus (brown-marbled grouper) is the source of this 4049-nucleotide messenger RNA. RefSeq names its product zinc finger protein 436. Bases 122 to 1954 code for a protein of 610 amino acids. The transcript has 2 exons. Gene Ontology annotation, cellular component: transcription regulator complex; PcG protein complex. The record is from RefSeq and is a predicted model, not a curated record. Gene Ontology annotation, molecular function: DNA-binding transcription factor activity, RNA polymerase II-specific; RNA polymerase II cis-regulatory region sequence-specific DNA binding. Gene Ontology annotation, biological process: regulation of transcription by RNA polymerase II. NCBI's taxonomy places the organism in Eukaryota, Metazoa, Chordata, Actinopteri, Perciformes, Serranidae.